AUGAGUACAUUAGGAAUGAGACCACGACGGGGACAGCACUCAGAUUAUGCAAGUCCCAUAUCGCCACGUGCCAGCACCAACAACACAUGGGAAGAACAACUACCGGGAGAUGCUCCAGAGAAGACCUCGGGACAAGAUGCAUUCAGAGCGCCAGAAUUUCACGACACAGAAGAAGAACACUCACAAAACGCAGAAAGAACGCAAAAUCAGAAACAAGAGGAAGAUACAGAAGAAGCGAUCAACAAAUCCAAAAAAGAAGCAGAAGAAGACGAAGAAAUAAUCCAACAACUAUUCCGAUCAUCACAUCCCGCUCCUGAUCCACACACACAAAAAUCCGUAGAAUGCGCAGAUACAUCAUCAGAAUCCAUAGACGAAAGUGAAGAAGAAAUCAGACAAACAAUCGAGAAUUUCAAACGUCGAGAUGCUACCCGGAGAUCUACUCGAUAUACAGGUAUCGAUGCAUUCCGACCAUCCGCAUUGUGGAAAAGCAAAAGCGACACCCAAGCGCGCGAAAAGAAACUUAGAUCCAAGUUUGGGGGGAAAGCAAAAACAGAGGGGACAAAACAACCACAGUCUAGCUACUUCAAAUUCUGGACCUGGAAUUGGCGCGGUCCAAAGCCUAUAGACUUUAUUCCGAUUCCUCCUCCCUAUCACCCUGAGAAUCUAGAACCGGAAAUCGUAAUUUCGUAUACAUGCGGACAUCGACUUCCCACACGGAUCAUUCCCUCAUCCUCAUCUUUAUAUCCACCUCCAUCACCGAAUUCUCCCUCGCCCUCUCCCUCCACCACCACCGCAAAAUCACCACUCCCUCCACUUCCCUCCUCUCAAAUCGAAAUUCUGCGCGCAACGGCUCAGAAAGAGGGACUUCGUCAUCUCGUUACACCGCAGGAUAGUCUAUGUCCUAAUUGUUUUAUAUGGUAUGAAUGGUUUGUUGGACUGUGUUUAUUGAUAUGUUUUUGGGUUCUUUGGGGGUAUUUCUUUUCGUUUAUAUGGCCGGAGACGUGGUGGGUUUUGAGGAAUGAGAAGGAGGGGUGGAGGUGGACGCCGAAGAGGUUUAGGGUUGUGGUUAAUUUUGAUACGAGUGGGGGUGGGAGGGUUUCUUACUGA
Sclerotinia trifoliorum is the source of this 1107-nucleotide messenger RNA. The record is from the annotation of a GenBank genome assembly. NCBI's taxonomy places the organism in Eukaryota, Fungi, Ascomycota, Leotiomycetes, Helotiales, Sclerotiniaceae.